Messenger RNA from Lytechinus pictus (painted urchin), 2609 nucleotides. RefSeq names its product Y+L amino acid transporter 2-like. The record is from RefSeq and is a predicted model, not a curated record. Gene Ontology annotation, biological process: amino acid transmembrane transport. Gene Ontology annotation, molecular function: L-amino acid transmembrane transporter activity. Bases 453 to 2015 code for a protein of 520 amino acids. Gene Ontology annotation, cellular component: membrane. Lineage: Eukaryota; Metazoa; Echinodermata; Echinoidea; Temnopleuroida; Toxopneustidae. The transcript has 12 exons.
AUAGGCUAGGGGUAAUGCAUAUAUAAGGAAGUUUCAGUUACCAAACGGUGAACAAACCAAACUACUAUGUUACUCUGGUUGAAAGAAAAUAAAUGAAAAGUGUGAACAGGAAGAUAAAAGGUGUAUAGGCCUUGACGUCUGCAUUCUCCUGUCAUUACUUCAAUCAAACCUAAAAAUGAGGUCAAAGUUUCCAACUAAACCUGGAUUAAUAACAGAUCUACCAGCCAAUUUUGGUUUAUGCACCGGUCAGUCGUGCGUUCGCUAUACGGGGCUUUUUAGUCAGGUUGGUUUUGUUCUAUGAGGGCAUUAUUGUUUCAUCGCGGUCUGACGGGAGGAACGUCAUUCUACCCAGUGGUAUCUGUUCUUAAACAUUAGCCUCUCUGGAUUGUCUUUUACUUUGAACCAACAUAAAUUCAGCUUUUGAGGAGACUGUAUAGACCCCUUCAGCCACCAUGGCGCACAGUGCAAAGAACGGAAAGGCGAAAGGUGUUGAUGAGUUCAGUGAUUCCGGCUCAGAUAAAGUGGUGUUAGCUCGUUCAUUGGGAUUGAAAGAAUGUAUCAGUAUGGUGAUGGGCAUCAUCAUCGGAACCGGUAUCUUCAUCUCUCCUAAAGGUGUACUUGCGGGAGCUGGUGGAUCACCGGGAUGGUCGCUUAUUAUGUGGAUAGUCUGUGCCAUCAUAUCCCUCUUCGGCGCCCUCUGCUAUGCCGAGCUCAGUACGACCUUCAAGAAGUCCGGCGGGGAAUUCACGUUCAUCUUACAAGCUUUUGGACCAUUACUGGCCUUCUUGAGGAUGUGGACAUACCUCUUCAUCAUCCUCCCAGCCGUGGCUAUUGUCCAAGGAAACACCAUCGCAAACUACAUCACUGCGCCAUUCUUUAACGACUGCGAGGAAGUGCCGCUGAAUGCUCUCAGACUCAUGGGCAUGGCCGUCAUCUUCAUGUUGGCGUUCAUCAAUGCGAUCAGUGUGAAGUUGACUACUCGUCUCGUCAACAUUCUGACCGUGGCCAAGACCGUUGGGCUCAUAGUACUCAUCAUAUCGGGACUCGUAUAUCUAGCUAAAGGAAACACAAAGUAUCUUAAUCCUGAGAAUUCUUUUCAAAUGACUACGCCCUUGAACAUCCCUCUGGGUAUCUUCGCGGGUAUCUUUGCUUUCGAUGGAUGGGAAUCAGUGAACACAAUCGUGGAAGAAAUAAAGAAGCCAGAAAGGAAUGUACCCCUUGGUAUAGUGAUAUCUCUGGCUGCUGUUACCGUCAUCUACCUGAUGGCAAACAUCGCUUACUUCACCCUCCUAUCACCUGCUGAAAUUCUGGCUUCCACUGCUGUAGCUGCGGAUUUCAGUACGAAGGCCUUAGGAAGCUGGUCUUGGACUAUAUGGGUGUUUGUAGCCCUAUCAGCCAUCGGUAAUCUCCUAGGAAAUUGGCUAGGUCUAAGCAGAAUGUUCUACGUAGCAGCGAGAGAGGGCCUUUUACCCAAUGUAGUAGGAAUGAUCAACGUUAAACAUCGUACUCCCAUUCCAUCAGUCAUCAUUGUGCUACCAAUAACAUUAAUAUAUCUGAUGUUUGAUGACGUCAUUGCUCUGAUCAACUACAUGUUGUUCGUCAUCGUAGCUUUCAUGGCUCUCACAGUACUCAUCAUUCCGUAUUACAGAUGGAAACAACCUGAUAUGGAAAGAACACUCAAGUUGCCAUUGGUGAUUCCAGUCAUCUUUAUCUUAGUCAUCUUGUUCCUGAUGGGACUCUCAAUCUACACAGACCCAAUCAGCGCUCUUAUAGGAACCGCUUUAACGUUAGCCGGUGUGCCGGUUUACUUCAUUGGAUGUGUGUGGAAGAAACCCGUCUGGUUAAAGGCAAAGAUUGUUGCAUUUAAUAUCAUGCUUCAGAAGUUUUUCUUCGUGGUUCCUCAAGAAAAGGAGAUGGCUUCUGAGGCCGAUGAUGAUGACGACGACGAAGACAAGAAAGCCAAAUCUAACGGUUACAAGGCUGCAAAACAAUUCGAAGAUGUUCCUCUGAAUUAAUGCAAUGUUCCUGUAAACUGAACGUGCCUUGCCGCCUUUGUUGCCUGUGUUAUAUAAAAGGGUCUCGUGACAUUACGAGUGAGUUUUCACUUUAAGUCUCUACGACGUGCGACAGAUUCAAGAACGUAGAAAAUACAUUGUCAAAAUGUUCUCCAGCGCCAACCAAGAUGUCUUUGUCGAAAAUCGUUAAUCAAAACAGAAGUUUCGUCCUAAACUCUGGACAAACGACAUAUUUGCAAUUUUUCGUCAGCUCCGAAACUUAGGACCAAACUGCUGUUGCGGUUGACCAAUUUUCGAGCAAGAUCCCCAGAUUUUUUUUUGUCAUUUGGCGGGAAUUUUCAAUACAUUUUUUUUUCUUGAAUCUGUCGGUGGGAAAUCUUCCUGCUGGUAUCCUUUCCGUCUAAUAGUUCUCGUCAGUGAUAUUAGACGGCCGCUAAUUCAGUUUGAACAUGCCCAAACUUGAAGAAAGAUCAACAUCAACUUAAAAAAAGGGUUUAAUUGAAAAAUAGUAAAUAAUAGAUCAAGCAUAUACGACUGAAAAGUUAAUCAAAAUCGGAUGUAAAAUAAGACAGUUUAUUCGUUAUUUUCACAAAA